AGCAGCAGCAGCAGCCACAUUCCCUGACUGCCCAGGAACAACACCAGAGACCAGAGUCAGGGAACAGCAACCAGACACACUGAAACCGGUACUAGUAAUUUCCACGCGUGUUUGGACAACAAGCGGAGUAACAUGGAGUGCGUUCAGGUGGCCAAAGAGGCUGAAAUGGUGGAAAUUAUUCCAAAUGGCAAUCAUGUGGAAGAUCUGACUGUACCAAUCAAAAUGCCACCUGAGGAGGACAGGUAUGAAGAAACUGAAGGAAACUCAGCUGAGUGCGAUGAAUUCCUGCCUCAUUCAGAUAAUGAGAAGAAACCUACUCGAUUCACAGAUUUUGAAGGGAAAACCUCGUUUGGAAUGUCAGUAUUCAACCUGAGCAAUGCUAUCAUGGGCAGUGGCAUUCUGGGUCUGGCGUAUGCGAUGGCCAACACGGGCAUUGUCCUUUUCCUCUUUCUGUUGACGACUGUGGCCUUACUCUCAUCUUAUUCCAUCCACUUGCUUCUGAAAGCUUCUGGGGUAGUUGGAAUCCGUGCAUACGAGCAGCUUGGCUUCAGGGCGUUUGGGACUCCUGGAAAGUUAGCAGCUGCUGUAGCAAUCACCCUACAGAAUAUCGGAGCCAUGUCCAGUUAUCUCUACAUUGUGAAGUAUGAACUUCCGCUGGUGAUACAGGCCUUUCUGAACAUUGAGGAGAAAGCUGGCGAGUGGUACCUGAAUGGAAACUACCUGGUGAUCAUAGCAUCAGCCACGGUCGUUUUGCCUCUGGCGUUAAUGAAGCAACUCGGCUACCUGGGAUACACCAGCGGUUUCUCCCUGAGCUGCAUGGUUUUCUUUCUAAUUGUGGUGAUCUACAAGAAGUUCCAGAUUCCCUGUCCAUUUACUAACAUCCAUGCAAACAGUUCCUUUCUGGGCAGCGUCAGUUACGAGAAUACUACCAGCUGCAACAACAGCGACAUUCACAAAGUCACUGAGGACCAAUGCUCCCCACGGCUGUUUACCUUGAACUCUCAGACUGCGUACACUAUUCCCAUCUUGGCCUUUGCCUUUGUCUGUCACCCAGAGGUACUACCUAUCUACACAGAGCUGAAAAACCCAUCCAAGAAAAAAAUGCAGCACGUGUCGAACAUCUCAAUCAUGGUCAUGUACGUCAUGUACUUUCUCGCAGCGCUCUUUGGAUACUUGACGUUUUAUGGCAGAGUUGAGCCAGAGCUGCUGCAUACAUACAGUAAGAUUGACCCUUUCGAUACACUGAUUCUGUGUGUCCGUGUAGCUGUGCUGAUUGCUGUAACCCUCACAGUGCCUAUUGUGCUCUUCCCGGUGCGCCGAGCUAUCCAGCAAAUGCUGUUCCAGAAUAAACCCUUUAGUUGGUUGAGACAUUUCAUCAUUGCCAUCAGCCUGCUUACUUUGAUCAACUUACUGGUUAUCUUUGCACCAAACAUACUUGAUAUCUUUGGAAUUAUUGGUGCUACCUCUGCCCCAUGUUUAAUUUUCAUCUUCCCAGCUGUGUUCUACAUGCGGAUAGUGCCAAAAGAAGAAGAGCCAAUAAGGUCGCAUCCAAAAAUCCUGGCUGCUUGUUUUGCGGGUCUGGGAGUUCUCUUCAUGACCAUGAGCCUCAGCUUCAUUUUCAUCGACUGGUCCACAGGAGGUGGUAAUGUGAACGGAGGCCACUAGACAACAGAGUGCCUCAUCCACUGAGAGCUAAGUGCCCCCUCCACACCCCCUCAACCUCAAGGAGCAAGAUAAUCGCUGUAGAAAACUGCCAACAAACCCCAAUGCCCACCCUGCGUCCUCUGUAAUGAGACACACACUGGUAGUACUGUACAUAUAUAUAGUUUUGCACACCAGCAAUUUUUAUACCAUAUAACUGUAUAGUAAUGAAUUGAUGAAAAUGUGUGCAUGAGAUUUUAUAAAACUGCAACAUUUCUAAGUUAUUUUGUAUAGAUCUAGGACACAGGCGGCAUUUUCAGAGUUAUAGUCUGUGAAAUAACUGGCUUAGUAUAGUGUAGGGCCACAGGUAUCGUUGCCUGGGGCCUGAAUUUAGCACCUUGGGUAUACUGGCGGCUAAGUCUUGUUUUUAUAAUAUAUAUUUUACAUUGUGCUCUUUUGACACAACUGAACACUAUACAGAAGCAUGUUUAAAGAUGGUUCGGAAUAUUGCAAAACAAAAAAGAGAUUUUGAACUGCCAUUCACGGUUCCCAUUUCCAACGGCCCUGCUAAAUGCUGUGCGCACCUUUUGUUAUAGAUAACAGCAGUUCUGAUGCCUGAUUACUUAAUUUUAACAAAAAAAGCCUUUGAUGUAUAGGUAGGUAAAUGCAUUGCAUGGUUUGGUGGUGAACCAUCUAUGCCUGGCCGUUCUCCUGGUGCAAAACUUUCUCUGUGCCGAAUGAGCUGGUCUCGGUCAGGUCGUGGUAAAGGGGUUCCCUAGGCUAGUGAGGGGAACAAAAUCAGUCGGGGGCUCCACUAUCCACAACCCUGCAGAAUGUUGUAGAUCCUGAAUCAAAUCAUGCUGAAGCUCAACUGUUAUGUCUCCAUGGUGACAUAGCCUGUAGACUCACUGACCACUCAUGUGGAAUCUGGCCACUUGGGUGAGGUACGAGAAGACUGACCUCAUCUAUCAAAUUAUAAUUUAACAUGUCACAUGUUGAGCAAUGUAGAUAUAUAUUUUAAAUGAUUCAGAGGUAGAUAUUUAGCAGAUUAAUGGAGCGCUUAGAUUUUGCUCUCUAAAUACACAGUAGUGGGAAGAUUGCUCUUUGAAAUGAAAAUGGUCCUUUUUGGCCUUCAUCUCACAUAGAUUACAAGCUCAGCAGUGCUAGUGGAAAGCUUGCUGGCCUGAAUAUUCAUUCGUGAAAACAGUAAGUUCACAAUAAAGUUUGGAAAACAGACGGCUAUUUAUGGUGGGCCGUUUUGACAGCGGGAAACACUUACUCAUUAACAGAUAUGCGGCUUCCCAGUCUGUGAGGCUGCUUUACACAAUUUGUAAGACUUGCCUGCAAGCCACCCUGGUGAAGCUUCUUGCUGCACUGUGCACGGGACUGGAAAACCUGGGUUGCAAUCCAGGAGACUACUCCUGAAAGGUGAGCCAAUUCAACAUCAACAGUGCUAUCAAGCGGCACUUGCUUAGCAAUAACCUGCUCAUUGAUGCCCAGUUUAGGUUCCGCCAGGGCCACUCAGCU
Messenger RNA from Carcharodon carcharias (great white shark), 3168 nucleotides. RefSeq names its product sodium-coupled neutral amino acid transporter 3-like. The transcript has 16 exons. NCBI's taxonomy places the organism in Eukaryota, Metazoa, Chordata, Chondrichthyes, Lamniformes, Lamnidae. Bases 133 to 1665 code for a protein of 510 amino acids. The record is from RefSeq and is a predicted model, not a curated record. Gene Ontology annotation, biological process: L-glutamine transport; histidine transport; asparagine transport. Gene Ontology annotation, molecular function: L-glutamine transmembrane transporter activity; L-histidine transmembrane transporter activity; L-asparagine transmembrane transporter activity.